This is a messenger RNA of Hymenoscyphus albidus, 1343 nucleotides long. The record is from the annotation of a GenBank genome assembly. NCBI's taxonomy places the organism in Eukaryota, Fungi, Ascomycota, Leotiomycetes, Helotiales, Helotiaceae.
AUGUCAUUCCGCAAAAGAGGAAUCGUUGUGCCUCAAGCUGGACCUGGACCUGGCUCACCGAAUCCACUAGGCCGCCCAAAUCCAAUUCCCGGAUCUACAGCAGCAGCAGCAAUUCCCAAACACCCACCAGGCACGCGCCCCUCACCCCUCGAUGGAAGGCUCACAACCUCGACGGGAACACGAUCCCUCGAUGCUUUACUCGCAGGCCAUGCCGGUCUUGCACUCGGGACAUCAUUACUGAUAGAAGAAAGCGGGACGACAGAUUUCGCUGGUUCGUUAUUAAAAUAUUAUGUCGCCGAGGGAGUGGUGCAGAAACAUACUAUCCAUGUAUUGGGAAUGCCUGAGGGGUGGGGGAGAGAACUUCCUGGACUUGGGUCCGGCGAUGAUGGGAGUAAAGGGAAGAAAGUCAAGGUUGGUGAGGAGAAGAUGAAUAUUGCAUGGCGGUAUGAGAGAUUGGGGGAAUUUGGGGCUACGAUCGGUGGAGGUGCAAGAGGUGGGUGGUCCUGGUCCUUUUUUGAUUUUGUACAUAUCGGAUUAGAUAUAUUAUAUACAUACAUAUUCUCAGAAACUAAUGGUAUCUGCUUCUAGAAAGGAAUUUCCCACAAUCAACACCAACUUCCAGUUCUGAACCAGCAAUCUUCUGUCACGACUUCGACCUCAGCAAACGGCUAAUCCUCCCCUCACCAUCCAACAUCCACUUCAUCCCCCUCUCAGCCCAACCAACUCUCACAUUCAUCGACUCCUCCCCCUCUCUCUCCCCCUUCACAAAAUUCAUCCACCACCUCACAACAAACCUCCAAAACUCCCCACCGACAACCAUCCACCGCCUCGCCAUCCCCAACCUCUUCUCCCCCGCCCUCUAUCCCUCCCACACCUCCAACCCAACACACAUCCUCCCCUUCCUCCACACCCUCCGCGCCCUCCUCCGCAAAUACCCCACCCGCCUAGCCCUCCUCAUCACCCUUCCCCUCCCCCUCUCCCCCCGCUCCACCGGUCUAACCCGCUGGAUCGAGCUCCUCUCCGACGGGGUCCUCGAACUCUCCCCCUUCCCCAGCUCCGCAAUCGUCGCCAAACCAGCGGCCGCAUCGACCGUGAGCGAGGAGCCGCCACAAGGAAUGGUCAACAUCCAUCGCUUACCGGUGGUCCAUGAGAAGGGUGGUGGAGGAGGUGGGGGUAGUGGGAUGGGCGAUGAUUUGAGUUUUUCGCUGAGUAGGAGACGGGGGAUGGUUAUUAGGCCGUAUAGUUUGCCGCCUGUGAAGGGGGAUGGGGAGGCGAAGGAGGAGGAGGGGCGGGGGUUGGAGGUAGGGGGAAGGAGGGUUAGGAAGGGGGAUAUUGAGUUUUAG